AAGAGAAGAGCUAGAGGGGGGAGAGAAAGAGGCAGAGCAAGGCAAAAGAAGUUAUCUAAGCUCAGAGCUCCCACAAAUCACUUUGUCACCAGCAAGCUCUGACAAGCAGGAGGAGAGAGAAAGAGUACGAGCAGAGACUCGAGUAAAACAGAGGUGCGAAUAGGGAGUGUUGUCGGUGGAGCCUCGAAGGAAGAAGGUGUGAAGAAACUGUAGAGGGAAAUAACGAGGUGAUACUGCUGGAUGGACAGAGGGAAGAUAGAAGAGAGACGAGACUGAAAUCCAGUUCCCAAAACAGCAUAAGUUAAGGGGGACGGCUACUGCUGUUGUUACUGCCGCUGUGUCUGGAUGGUACAUCACCAUUUAAAGAAGCAUUUGACAGCUCUGUUCUGGACUUGCUUCAUCCUGUGGGACGUCACUGGGUUACCUGUUUGGCUGAGUCAGAGGCUGGGUCAUCACUGGAUGUCUGUCUGCUCACUGGGAUUCUUUCCAUCUGUUUCAAUGCAAAUAAGACAGAUGUGUUAGGUACUUUUUACAGCAGCAGUGACAGCCGUGGUGGUGAAUUUUCAGGACUCUCCACACUGCUGUAAUUGUUUUGUCGUGUGUAAACACUUUGCGUCAGUGACACCUCUCCACUGAGUGAUUCACUGUUCCCAAAGGAUCCCCGGUUGGAGGAAGGCAUUGAAAGGGAAGUCGGAGGAGCUUUUAUUAAGAACCAAAGAACACAAGUGACUGAACAGACAGGUUGUCAACAUGAAAUUGUGGUUCUUGAUAUUGAUGGUCGUGUACAUGGUGGGCAGUGUACAUAAUCUGUCUACAUGUAACACUGUGGACUUGGAGAUGGUGAAGAAAAAACGCAUUGAGGCCAUUAGGAGCCAGAUCCUCACCAAACUGCGUUUGCAAAAAGCGCCAGAUGAGGCUGGGGAGAAGGAAGAGAUCCCUGCCAACUUGCUAUCACUCUACAACAGCACCAGUGAGAUUCUGCUGGAGAAGCAGGAUGAGGAGCAGAAAAUCAUCCCCAGAGAACAAGAGGAGGAGGAAUACUUUGCCAAGGUGCUUAACAGGUUCAACAUGACCACAAAAAAUGACACAAACAUCAACUACAAGCCCAAAGUCAUCUCAAUGAGCUUCAACAUCUCUGAGAUACGGAGUAACGUCGGGGAUGGCCUGCUACUCACCAGAGCAGAGCUACGGAUGCUCAUCAAGGAGCCCAUGAUUUUGAAUGAGGAGAGAGUGGAGCUAUACCAUAGCCAGGGGACCUCGACUCAUUACCUUGCAUCUCGCUUUGUCACAAACACGCUGAAGGACAAAUGGCUGUCCUUUGAUGUCACUGAACCUCUGCAGACCUGGCUCCAAGGGAAUGAGAAUGAACAGAAGUUUGAACUUCGGCGGUACUGUGAAUGCGGCAAUAACGAUGAUACGUUAAGUUUUAGCAUCUCUGGGACUAUGAGCAGGAGGGGAGACACUAAAGACUUACAGAAGCUGAACCAGCAGCUACCCUACAUCUUUACCAUGUCCAUCCCUAAAACCAACCACUCUAAGAGUUUACGCACAAAACGUUCCACUGACACGACGGACAGCUGCGGCACCCAAUCACACAACUGCUGUUUGAAGAAACUGUACAUUGACUUCAGGAAAGAUCUAGGAUGGAAGUGGAUCCAUAAGCCAACGGGUUACUAUGCUAACUACUGCAUGGGGUCCUGCACCUAUAUCUGGGAUGCCGAAAACAAAUAUUCUCAGAUUCUGGCACUGUACAAACAUCAUAACCCAGGAGCUUCUGCCCAGCCCUGCUGUGCGCCACAGACACUAGAGCCACUGCCAAUCAUCUACUAUGUGGGGAGGCAACACAAGGUCGAGCAGCUGUCCAAUAUGAUCGUGACGUCCUGCAAGUGUAGCUAAAAAUAUAAUAUGGCACACAGCUCUGCCUCCUCCUCUCAAAACACAGAGGGAAAGAAGACGUGUUGGAGACUAAAGAUAAGAGCAAGUGACGGAGAAUUUGAGAUAAUGUGGACAUGGGGAACAAAAUAUUUUAAAGCUUUUUGAUGCACAUUAAGCCAUGGACCUCUUUUUUUUUUCAUAUUAACGAUUAUAGUUUUUAUACGUACAUUUACCUUGCAGUAGUAAAAUUGUCUGUCUUGAAAUAAAUUAAUUUAUUUGUUGCAUUGACAGGUGUCUAAAGAAUAAUAAUGUGCAUAAAAGAAGCGUCUGAGACAAUAAAAUUUGGACAAAAAAGCACGAGGACAAUAAUGAACGUUCAUGGAAGAAUAUCCAUAUUCAGAGAUGAAAACGUGGGACAUUUCAGAUGGCCACAUCAUCGUCCAAAACAGGUCCUGGUGAAAGGUGCUAAAUUACAGGUGGAAAACCAGGGAUGUUGGGGUUUUCCUCGAAGAUAAGGCUGUAGGUGUUUUUCGCAUGGCUACAUCAUGAAGGACAGAAAAAAACACAGGGAGAGUCCAACCUGGGGAAAGUCCCUUUUGACUGAAAGGCUGGACUUUCAUUUUACAGGAACCGUCCAUUAGUUUUAUUUUGUUUUUUCAACUCACGUGACUUCUAAAAUGCAUUUUAUCAGUAUGUUUCUGUUCAUAAUGUUCAUAACUAAAUGUCAGAUUGUCCUUUAACCCUACUGGUUUUUCAAAGCCAGAGGCACUAUCAGCUGUGUAAGAGUGAUGACAUCAUGUUUUUAUGCCUCUGGGGACUUACCGCCGUACAUGUUCUCUAUAAAUGGACGCAUGGUGGUAGUGCUGAUAUGAGUAAGGCCAUUAAUACUUAUUGUUUUAUUCUAUUUUGUUUCAAAAUCAUGGUAAAUUAUUUUAAUUUCAGGACGUUUCACAAGGAACUCAAGAACUGGUCUGGCUUCUAUGACUCGCAUUAGGAAUAAAACCAACACAUUAUUUCAGCUUUUCUGUGUUUUUAUGGUGCACCUACUUUUGAAAUGUCUAUUUGUAAAUAUUCAAAAAAAAGAAAUAAACAUGUUAAAUUAU
This is a messenger RNA of Oreochromis niloticus (Nile tilapia), 2978 nucleotides long. RefSeq names its product transforming growth factor, beta 1a (gene tgfb1a). Lineage: Eukaryota; Metazoa; Chordata; Actinopteri; Cichliformes; Cichlidae. The coding region runs from base 751 to 1896 and encodes 381 amino acids. The record is from RefSeq and is a predicted model, not a curated record. Gene Ontology annotation, molecular function: cytokine activity; growth factor activity; transforming growth factor beta receptor binding. Gene Ontology annotation, cellular component: extracellular region. The transcript is spliced from 7 exons. Gene Ontology annotation, biological process: regulation of cell population proliferation; transforming growth factor beta receptor signaling pathway.